This is a messenger RNA of Cinara cedri, 1656 nucleotides long. Lineage: Eukaryota; Metazoa; Arthropoda; Insecta; Hemiptera; Aphididae. The record is from the annotation of a GenBank genome assembly.
CGAUCUACAAGUUACAGUUUCUACUAUUAUUUUAUUAUUUAUCAAUCAAAAAAAUACUACAAACAUCUGUUCGAGUUUAACAAGGACAAAGUGAUAAAAUUAAAUAAAAUUAAAGAUAAGACAUGCAAUAAUUAAUAAUAAAUUGGAGUUCUGGUCGUGAUUUUGAGAAACUUAUUUUUCUUUUAAACAUUAAAGUAGUUCUUUUCGGAACCCUCCAAUCAUGUUUAAACAAUUAACCAGAUCUUUUAUCCCGAGAAUCAACACAGGUUUAAAUUUAUUGAAACAGAAGUAAUGUUCUUUAUACAUAACAUCUACAUUUUAGCUAAUUAGUUAAUAUUUGUUUUAGAGAAAAUAAAUUAUGGAUAUCUUCAAUUCCCAUACGAAAUAAAUCAAAGACUAACAGAGAUCUUGACGAAGAACUUUACAAGCCUUUGAAUUUCACAAAUAGUCCCGCAAGUGAUUGGAAGGCACAAUAUUCUCGGGUUGGAGGUAAGGCAGAAUUCGGUCCAUGGUAUGAAGCCCAUGUUGUCAGUGCAAGCGUAAUAAUAUUUAUGAUAUACUUUUUUAUAUUACGUGAAGAGAAUGAUAUUGAUGAAUUGUUAACAAAACCAUUAACAGAAACACUUAAAAAGGAUUAAAUAUUUGAUUUACUGUAUAGAAUACUAUCAGGUAUGUGUAUUUAAAGUAGUCUACUCAAUUAUAAAAUGUUUAUUUUUUCUGAAUAUUAAUAAUAAAUUUGUAAGUUUUAAAUCAAAUAUCUUUUUAGUUUAUGUUUAAAAUAUCAAAAUAAACAUACAAAUAUAAAUUAUAAUAUUUUAUUUCAUAAAAAAAACUUCCUAACCUGGAAAUAGAUAAAUUUAAAAUAUAUUGUUACCCAAAAUUAUAGAUUUAGGUAUAGACAGUAAUGUUCCCUAGGGUCUACUUCAUGUAUGUCAUAUACUCAAGAUUUUUUUUAAAAUCACGGGUAUACUUUAAAGACUUGAUAUUUUAUGGGGAAAAAAAAUAGCUACCUUGUGUUUUUUUUUAGUCGUGGACUUAUAUAGUUGUCUUUAAAAACAACUAAAUAAUAUAUAAUUUUGGUACAGAUAUUAUUUUUCAUAAUAAAAAUAACAUUCUCCGUUUAUCAUUGAAUAAAAUUAACAAUUACAUAUGUAUUCACACACACUCGUGAUAUAAUGAAUGAAAAUGUCUUUCAUGAAAAUCAAAUUAAACGUUUAUUGGUUCCCUCAAAAUAAUACAAUUUUAUAGCCAAAGCGAUGUAACAAAUGUUUACAAUUUUGGAGUUUGAUAUUACAAAUUUUAAAUUAUUAUUAAAGAUAAGAUACACGCCUGCUAAUGUAUAAGUCAUUAUUACUCAGUGAAAAGUACAUGGUUUAUAAAAAUAAAAUAAUUACAAAGUUUUUCUAUAAUAUGCAUAUAUAUUGCAGUACAUUAUCACUAUUAAAUGAUGAUAAAUUUUAAACUAUAUAAAUAUGCUUUAGUCUUUACAUUACUGUUCAUAUUAUAUGUACAUACAUGACUGAUAUAUUUUAUAAAUUUGUAAUGCUUUUAGUGAUUUUAUUAUGUAUUUAAAUAUUAUUAAAUAAAAAUAAAUAUGUAUUUAGUGUGUUGGUUCAAAUUUAAAAUUUUCCUUUAAAUCUCGUUAAAACAAAUUUG